GUAGUCUUUGGAGGUUUAUUUAGGUUGGGCCAGGUUGGGCAACACAAAAAUCAAAUGUCAAUGUCAAAUUAUUAAAAAAAGGAAAUAUUUCGCGGCGAAUUGUUCGUUAAAUAUAUUGCGAAUCUCUGAAUCUCGCGCAAAAUCAGCAUUGUUAGUGUUAAAAUAAUCAUGUGAUUUGUUUUCUUAUGGUAAAGCUGUUUGGUGUAAAUUCAACAUGUCGAGGGAUAUAAGGUCAUUUUUUUCACUGAAGAAGCCUGCAAAGCCUGCUGCUGUAGUUGAGGAUGAUGAUGAUGUUAUUCCAGAAUCUCCAGAUGUUCAAAUUAUUAAAAAUAAAAAAAAGGAUUCCAAAAAGAAGCGUGUUUUAAAUGAUUCAGAUGAAGAAAUCUUUACAACCAAGAAGAAGAAAACCACAGAUGAAGCGCAAACUUCCAGUAAGAAUAAAAACAAGUCUCCCAAGCCUGCGCUCAAGGAGGUCAAAGCUGUUGACAUAUUUGGUAGUGCUCCAAUCAAGAGAACAGAACCAUUAGUUAAGAAAAAGAAAAAAACUGAAUUAGGAAUCCAUUCUGAUGAUGAAUUUGAAAAAAGUCUCUUAGAGAUCGACAAUGCAGAGUUAGAGGGUAAAGCAAAUAAUGAAAAGGCUGAUGAUAAAUCUGAGAAAUCUACUAAAACAUCAAAUGCCUCAAAAGAUAGAACAGAAGAUUCAAAGAAAUCUACUGAAAAAUUUGAUGACAAAAAACAUAAGUCGAGUUCAAAUACAGAUUCUAAUAAAGACUUGAAAAAAACAGAUGAAAGUAAACCAUCAAAGAAAACUGAAGACACCAAAUCAUUAAAGAAAUCAGAAAGUACAGAACCAAAGCAAAAUAAUGAUAAAGAUCAUACAAAGGUAAAGAAAGAUCACAAAUCGCCAAAAAUAGAUAAGUUUAUUCAGUCUAACCUUAAUCAGUCAUCAAUUGAUUCUAAUGAAGGUGAAAAUACAAAAUCUAAGAUUGAUAAAAGCAAAAGGAAAUUCGCUGAGUUCCUAGAGACUGAUACUAGUCAAGAUCAUAGUAGUAAGAAGAAGAAAUUAAACGAGUCUAUGGAGGCCAAGUUAGAGGAGACGAAGGAGUAUGAUUGUGACUCUUCAGUAUUGGAUGAUGAGAAGGGGAGCCAUAAAAAAAAGAAAAUGAAUAAAAGUUUGAAUGAGUCUGUGCUAACAGAUGAAGAGCGACAUGAAAGGAGAAUACAUUCGGCAGCUCUGUACAAAAACUAUCUGAACAGAUCUGGACCCAAACACUUGGGAGCUAAGGAGAUCCCAGAGGGUAAACCAGAUUGCUUGAAGGACUGCGCCUUUUUAUUGACUGGAGUUCUGGACUCGUUUGAAAAAGACGAAAUAGCUGCUGCAAUUACUAAGUAUGGAGGCUGUGUCAAAAGUGGGGUGUCUAAAAAGGUAACUCAUGUGCUAGCCGGCGAAGACGCGGGCCCAGCAAAAAUGGCGAAAGCACAAGAACUAGGAAUUAAAAUCAUUAACGAGGAUGAGUUCCUAGCCAUGAUCACAGAACGGUCACAGGGCAAGCCUACCUCAAAACCAGAUAUUAAAAAAGAAAUCAAGAAAGAAAAGACUCCCAACAAAAAAGAUAAAUCUGACAAAGAUAGAAAAGAUAAUCAUGUUGACAGCAAAUCUAAGAAGAGUCCGACAGACAAAGUUAAAAUGGAACCAAAAUCAAAGGAUUCGAAUAAACUAGAUGUUAGUAAAUCAAAGAAUCGUGAAAAGUCUAAAAGUCCUAGAAAGAUAAAGGAAGAGAAAAUGGAACUAGAAUCAGAAACUAGAUCAAGUGCUAGUUCAUCUUCUUCUAGUCUUGUUAAUGGUAAUGUAAAAAGGGAAGCAGCUGCAAUACCAGCGAACAUGAGUAUGUGGGUAGAGAAAUACAAGCCACAGAAUAUCAAGCAAAUCAUCGGACAGCAUGGUGAUGCUAGCAAUGUUAAAAAACUAAUGAACUGGCUGACAAAGUGGUACGUGAACAGAAAGGCUAAGUUGCCCAAACCCAGUCCGUGGGCUAAGAACGACGAUGGAGGGUACUUCAAGGCGGCCCUACUUUCUGGACCUCCGGGUGUUGGUAAAACGACAACAGUAUCCCUGGUAUGCAAGGAGUUGGGUUUCGACAUGGUGGAGUUCAAUGCGUCCGACACGAGGAACAAGACGCUCAUCAAGGAACAGAUAGGGGAACUGCUCACUUCUACCUCAUUGUCUGCUUAUGCCAAAGGUGAUACAGGAAAGCAAGCGGUCACAAAGAAACACGUGCUGGUCAUGGAUGAGGUGGAUGGCAUGGCGGGCAAUGAAGACAGAGGUGGUCUCCAAGAACUAAUCGCUCUAAUAAAAUCCUCAUCAGUACCAAUAAUAUGUAUGUGCAACGACAGGAACAGCCAAAAAAUGAGGUCUCUAGUCAACUACUGCUAUGAUCUCAGGUUUAGCAAGCCUAGGGUCGACCAGAUAAAGUCAGCAAUGCUUUCAAUAUGCUUCAAAGAAGGCAUUAAGAUACCUCCAGACGUGUUAACCCAGCUGAUCGUGUCAGCCAAUCAGGAUGUCAGACAGACACUCAACUUGCUGUCCAUGUGGGCAGUAGACCCCAACCGUGAUGACGUCGACAGGCUCAGGAAAGACGCGCAAACUGUUAGGAAAGAUAUUAAACUGGGUCCAUGGGAGGCGAUCCGCAAGGUGUUCUCAGCAGAAGACCACAAGAAAAUGAGCAUUAACGACAAGAGCGAUCUGUUCUUCUACGAUUAUAGUCUAGCUCCUCUAUUUGUACAAGAGAAUUAUUUGCAAGUUGAGCCGCACUGCCCUAAGCAUGAAGUUCUCCAAAGGAUAAGCAAGGCAGCGGACAGUAUAAGCUUGGGCGAUCUGGUAGACGCUAGGAUACGCAGCAAACAAGCCUGGAGUCUACUGCCUACGCAGGCUAUGUUCAGCUCAGUGAUCCCAGGCCACGAAAUGUCAGGUCACCUGGCGGCACAGAUCCAGUUCCCGGGCUGGCUCGGCAAGAACUCCCGCGCCACCAAGCUGCGGCGCCUCUGUCAAGAGAUACACGCGCAUACACGACUCAGCACAUCAGGUUCAAAAUCGUCCAUCUUCCUAGACUACAGCACACAUCUCCGCGACGCUAUAGUAAACCCGUUGAUCAAAGACAAGGCUGACGGUAUCAGCCGGUCUCUAGAAGUGCUGGAGUCUUAUCAUCUGCUGAGGGAAGACCUGGACUCCUUGGUGGAGCUGUCUGUGUGGCCAGGACAGAGAAAUCCUACUAUUUUGGUGGACCCUAAGGUAAAAGCGGCAAUGACGCGUACAUACAACAAGAAAGCGACAGCUUUACCGUACGCGCCGGGCGCCGUCAAGAAGGGCAAAGCUAAAGCGGAUGAUGAGGAUAUAGGAGAUGAGGAACAGGAGGAAGAGGAUGAAGAGGACAGUGACCCUGAGAACGAUGCUCUUAUUAAGAAAAAGAAAAGCAAAGACACUGAAAAGCCGACCACAAGCAAGGCCUCAUCCAAGGCUCCAACAAGUAGAAAGAAAAAGGAGAAAUAGCAUCGGCGAUCCGUGAUGGCCUUCUUGUUCAGAUAGUGACUUGAGACCAUCGGACCUCUGUAGUGAGUAGUAUUUUGUUUUCAGUGAAGUGAAUAGUAGGUAUGUGAUUAGUGUGGUAUGUCAGACAGUAUUGGAAAAUCUACGGAAUAGAGCUGCACCAUUUAUUAACCGUUUCAUAAGAGCCUGCUAAGAACUGACCAAUUUGAACCGACUUCUCAAAAAGGAAGAACAAGGUUCUCAAUUCAUCUGAAUCGUUAUUUUUUUCAAUUUAAAGUUUGUGGCUGUCCAUAGACACUAUCUGUUUGCUAAGUCAAUAAGUGUUAAACUGAUUUUAAUCAUAGUUUUGAAUACGGGAGUUUUUACCCACGCACAGCUAGGGCGAAAACAUGUACAAUUAUUUCUCAACAAGCAACUGUUUUGUGGCCAUUUACUAUGCUGUCACAUACUGCACUAAUGAAAACGUGAAGUGAACACAUUGUAAGAAAUAAAUACAGUGAAUGGCAACAAAUAUCAAUGUGGAUUGCUAAAGUUGAGUAUUGGUACUAACUGAACUGCUUCUAGUGAGACUGGAAGCGGGCUACACGAGUGAUACAAGAUAAAGUGAUACUAGUUAUGAUAGUACAAGUGAACUAGAACGCUGACUUAUUUGUGCAGUGUUAUUGUACAAUAAAAUUAAAGUAACACCAUGUAUCUUUAAGGUGGUUUUAACAACAGGACACAGUUUUAAUUUGUUUUUCUUUUUUUAAUCGACUUCCCAAAAAGGAGGAGGUUUUCAAUUCGUCUGGAUCUUUUUUUUAUUUUUUAUGUAUGUUCACCGUUCAAAAAUAAAAA
Helicoverpa zea (corn earworm) is the source of this 4378-nucleotide messenger RNA. It is a transcript of the gene Gnf1, whose product is annotated as replication factor C subunit 1. Lineage: Eukaryota; Metazoa; Arthropoda; Insecta; Lepidoptera; Noctuidae. Gene Ontology annotation, biological process: DNA replication; DNA repair. The transcript has 18 exons. Gene Ontology annotation, molecular function: DNA clamp loader activity; ATP hydrolysis activity; DNA binding. Gene Ontology annotation, cellular component: DNA replication factor C complex; nucleus. The record is from RefSeq and is a predicted model, not a curated record. Bases 215 to 3547 code for a protein of 1110 amino acids.